AUGGCUUGCAGGAAGCAGUGCUUGGACAGCUCAACCAAGUGGGCGCUCGUCGGCGGCGGCAGCGUGGCUCUGGUGUUGACCAUCGGGAUGAUCCUGGGCUUGACACUGUCACGCGGCACCCAGCCAGGCUGUGAGCACGAUGAGGCCUGCCGCCCCGACGCGGACAUGCUGGACUACCUGCUAAGCCUGGGCCAGAUCAGCCGCAAGGACGGCCUGCUGGUCACCUGGUACCACGCGGCCAACAGCCAGGAAGAGAUGGGAGCUGCCCUGAAGAGCGACGCCAUGGUCUUGGAGGCUGACGUCACUGUGGAAGGACUCAACACAGCCAAUGAGACAGGAGUCCCAGUCAUGGCCCACCCCCCGGCCAUCUACAGCGACAACACCCUGCAGCAGUGGCUGGAAGCUGUGCUGGCCUCUUCCCAGAAGGGCAUCAAACUGGACUUCAAGAGCAUCAAGGCCGUGGGCCCCUCCCUGGACCUCCUGCGGCAGCUGACGGAGGAGGGCAGAGUCCGGAGGCCGGUGUGGAUCAAUGCUGACAUCCUAAGGGGCCCCAACGUGCCCCUGCCAAUCGAAGUCAAUGCAAGCCAGUUCCUGGCCCUGGUCCAGGAGAAGUAUCCUGAGGCCACCCUGUCUCCAGGCUGGACCACCCUCUACCUGCCCCUCUUCCCCAACAGCACGUAUACCCGCGCCAUGGUGGAGGAGAUGCAGGGGCUGGUAGGAGCACUGCCACAGAGGGUCACCUUCCCCGUGCGGGCUGUCAUGCUGCGGGCUGCCUGGCCCAACUUCAGCUGGCUGCUGGGGCAGUCGGACAGGUACAGCCUGACGCUGUGGCAGGGGGCUUCAGACCCCCUGUCAGUGGACGACCUCCUCUACGUCUGGGACAACUGUGCCGCCCACCAAGUCUACUACGACCUCUUCGAGCCUGUGCUGUCACAGUUCAAGCAGUUGGCCUUGAAUGACACACGGAAGCGAAUGUACUACUCGGGAGGCAGCCUGAUCCCUGUCCUCCAGCCAGCUGGGGGCGACGGCCUGGGCGUGGAGUGGCUCCUUCCAGACAUCCAGGGCCAUGGAAGAUCGGCAACAGUCACCCUUCCAGACAGAGAAGGCAUGAUCCUGCUGAACGUCGGCCUCCAGGAAACUGCAGCCGCUGACCCCGUGCCCAUCGUCCUCGCCCCGGGCGACCCUGCCCUCACACUGGAGUCGUGCCUGCUGCAGCUGGCCACACGCCCCGGGCGCUGGGGCGUCCACGUGCACGUCAUGGAGCCCACAGCCCUCCGGCCAUCCCUGGCCAUCCUGGCACACCUCUCCUCCCUUGGCCACCUGCGUCGGCCUGUGUGGUUCGGGGCCACGAUCUCCCAUGGCAGUUUUGUGGUCCCUGGCCAUGUGGCUGGCACAGAGUUGCUCGCCGCCGUGGCUGAGGUGUUCCCCCACGUGACCGUGGCUCCGGGCUGGCCCGAGGAGGUACUGGGCAGUGGCUACGGGGAGCAGCUGCUCACGGAUAUGCUAGAGCUGUGCCAGGGGCUCUGGCAACCUGUGUCCUUCCAGGUGCAGGCCAGGCCCCUGGGCCAGAGUGCGGCUGGAGCCGUGGCCAGUCUGCUGGCGGCCUCCCCCAGGGCCACUGUCACGGUAUACCAGAGUGCUGCCGGGGGCGACGAUGCAGCCGUGCGGGCAGGGCUGCUGGCGGCCAGGGCAGAGGACAGGACCCGCGUCUACUACAGGCGGUUCUAG
Molecule: messenger RNA, 1728 nt
Organism: Lepus europaeus (European hare)
Lineage: Eukaryota; Metazoa; Chordata; Mammalia; Lagomorpha; Leporidae
Gene: FAM151A
Product: family with sequence similarity 151 member A
Exons: 8
Coding region: 1-1728 (575 amino acids)
Source: RefSeq, a predicted model, not a curated record